ACCAGACCAGGAAGCCUUGCAGUAAGAUAGCGCAUGCAGCAAUAUUAAGUCAGCGAUAAAUUAAUAUAGAUAUUAUUACAUUAUCCAGCUUGUCAGGCGUAUUCGUUGCAACUCUGACUAGUUGUUAUUGACAAAUUAUGUUUGUUAGCAUGGUGUUCUUAUUUAUAAUUUGACCUCCAGCAACGCCGCGUUUGACGUUUGUAUCUUGAACUUAUUUCAAGAUGCAAGAAUUAGUAUUACUAUUAUUACUAUCUUAAAAAACCGUGACCAUUUUACUGAACCAACUUAAUACUGUUAUAUAUACAUAUCUAUAUAUCCAACGUUUGAAAAUGAACAAUGUGGAAGAAACUUGUUGUGUUGUCACAGUGUGCGAGAAGCCACUCAACCUCACACCUGGAUCUCAGAAUAAAGAAUUGAGCUGUAGUGGAGUGUUUCUGAAUUACCAGGCUGGGAUUGUAGUCUGUAGUGGCAUUUUGUUCUCACGCUUUAUAAGUGACAGACAGUGCAUGGAGAAAAAGGCGAAAAUUUUACAUUCUGAAAGUUUCACUAAAGAGAUAAAAAUUCAUUUAGAUUACAUUCACCUUUGCGCCAACCAAUCGUGUGCAACGGAGAGACGCAAUACGAGCCGUCAAGAGGCUCAACUCUUAAUGAUGAUCAAUUGUGUGGAGUUUCAAGAUGCAUUUCAGAAGAUCUUCAAAGGGGCUGAUAACUGGGGCUUUUGUAGUGGCACAUUGGAUACAGAAGUUCUAGAAGACUCCAGGUUUUUAAGUUGGUUUGCACUUUUAAAAGUGCCCACUUCAUCCUCAUGCACCUGUAAGGAAACUAUUCCAUGGGUGAACAGUGGCAGUCUUAAAAAGGGAUGUCAUGUCAUUGCAUGUGGGUCUCCUUUCGGUGCUCUCUGUCCAGACCUCUUCAUGAACACAAUCAGUAAAGGUAUAGUUAGUAAUCUGGCAGGAGAUGAGAAUGCCCUGAUCCUGACUGAUGCCCGCUGCUUGCCUGGCACCGAAGGAGGUGGUGUGUUUGUUAGCAAAGGAAACAGAUCUUACCUUGUGGGUUUGAUCGUUUCACCACUGUGCUGGAAAUCAGAUGAGUGGAUUGGGCUGACACUUGUGUGCUCGGUUCACCUGAUUCUGAAAAACAUACGACAGGCUGGUGCCAUCCAGGAGUCGCUGAUAGAUAAGUCAUCUCAGUUCAUUACUGGCUCUCUUCAAGCUCCAUUAACUGCAAACCGAAAGCCAGGUGCUGAAUUUUACCCUGGAGUGGUGCUGAUUGAGAGCGGCCAUCUGUGGGGUUCUGGUGUGCGGCUAAACCAGAAUCUGGUUCUGACCUGCAGACAUGUGGUGAAUGAAAAAUCUGUGCUUACAGUCAGAGUCAACUUCAGAGAAAGAUUUCAUGCAGUAAGUGGUAAGGUGCUGUAUUCAUCAGCACCAUCAUCUCCCUAUGAUAUCGCUGUAGUGGAGCUUCAGGAGCCUCUUGCCGACUCAGUAAAAACACAGUUUACCACAUACUUUCACCCAGGUGAGGAUGUGCUUGUUGUGGGUUAUGGAGCUUUAGGGAGCAGCUGUGGCCCUUCAUUGACCUCAGGGAUCUUAUCCAGAGUUAUUACCCAUCAGUCACGGCCUGUGAUGCUGCAGACUACUUGUGCAGUGCAGUCUGGAGCCAGUGGUGGUGCUGUGGUUCGCUCUGCCACUGGGGAAUUGCUAGGUAUCGUGUCCAGUAACACAAGAGACUUUACAGCAAAAGUGACAUAUCCCCACCUGAACUUCAGCAUCCCAGUGACUAUUCUGGAGCCGCUGCUGAGACGUUUUGCUCAAACGGGAGAUGCUGCUGUGUUUAAGGUCUUAGACAGUGCAGAGGAUGAUGUCAGGAAGAUUUGGAGACUACAAAGCCAUCAGAGCAAGCUUUAAUCAGUCUCCAACAUUUCAAAAUUCUUUUAACUUGACUAUUUAAGAUCACACAAAAAAUCCUGCUUAUAUUCCUGCAUCCCUGAAUUUUUUUUUUUUUUUUUUUUUUUUUUAAUCAGAUACAAGCAAGUGAACAUAAUGAUUGGUCAAGCAAAACAUUGUUCUUUUCAGCACUAUGUAUCAUGUCAUAUAUAUAUAUCUACAUUUAUAAUGAUUUAGGAUUAAAAAAUACAUUUAUCAUACAUUAUAACUAAAUAAAACCAACUGAGUAAAAAAUGUUUUCAGUCCUGGUUUCUAAUUCUAAUUUUUGAACGUUUGCUGCACUGGAUCACUAAUAUGUGAAUAUGUGCCAACACUAAAACAAUGCAGUGUUAUAGAAGAGCUUCAUCAUACGCUUUUUUGUAAUAUAGUUAAGAAACCAGGGAUGAAAACCUAAAAUGGUUAGAAACCAAGGCUGAAAACUGUUUUCUAACUAUUUUAGAUUGAUGCCAAGCAAGCUACACUGGAUUGUGUCAAUAAUGAAUCAAUGCAGUAUUAUAAUAGAGUAUUCUUCUUAAUCCUCUUCGUCCAUAAUAGCAGUAUAUUGAGUAUAAUAAUAGAGUAUAAUAGCAGAUAAUUAUAAUUUCAUCAUGCACAUUUUUCUUCUUAAUGUUAAAUGCGUUUUAAUUUU
Cyprinus carpio (common carp) is the source of this 2574-nucleotide messenger RNA. RefSeq names its product peroxisomal leader peptide-processing protease-like. Gene Ontology annotation, cellular component: peroxisome. Gene Ontology annotation, biological process: protein processing; regulation of fatty acid beta-oxidation. Gene Ontology annotation, molecular function: serine-type endopeptidase activity. The record is from RefSeq and is a predicted model, not a curated record. NCBI's taxonomy places the organism in Eukaryota, Metazoa, Chordata, Actinopteri, Cypriniformes, Cyprinidae.